CUGAGUCAACUACGAGUCCAAUUAAUUCCAAGUUUCCGUGGUUGCGCUCCUAGAUUCUUAUCUAUAAAUGAAGAUACCCUUAGAUGAUAGCCUACCACAACAUUCCCUGAGAAACAAGGAACAGCCAUGGCGGCCGUCCCACAGCUGUUGCUACUCCUCCUGUGCAGCUACCAUGCUCUGAUUGCUAGUGCAGACGUGCAGAGCCACAAGAUUCUCGCAACCAGCUCCCAGAAGCCUCAAGCCGUCUGCUCCGAGCCUACAGUGAGCCCACCUUCGACGAGCGGAGCCACGGUGGCACUGAACCACCGGCAAGGCCCAUGCUCGCCGGUGGUGUCGUCCGAAAAGAAGCCUACCUUGGGGGAGCUGCUCCGCCGUGACCAGCUCCGAGCCGGCUAUGUCCAACGGAAGUUCUCCAACGACAAGCACCGCGCCAACAGUGGGCUCCAAUCAUCGGAGGUUACCGUGCCGACAACAUUGGGGUCUUCCCUGGAUACGCUGGAGUAUGUCAUCACCGUCGAGCUGGGCUCGCCGGCAGUAAAGCAGACGAUGAUCAUCGACACCGGCAGCGAUGUGUCGUGGGUGCACUCCUCGUCCGGAUCGCCCUUCGAUCCAGCCAAGUCGAGCACGUACGUGCCCCUCUCUUGUGGCGCCCCGGCGUGCACGCAGCUGGGAGGGGAAGGCAACGGGUGCGCCAAAAACGGGCAGUGCCAGUACAUGGUCAUGUACGGCGACGGGUCCAACACCACGGGAGGGUACGGCUCCGACAAGCUGGCGCUCACGGCCUCCGAAACCGUGGACAGAUUCCAGUUCGGGAGCAGCCAGGUGGAGGAGGGGUUCAGGGACAAGACGGACGGGCUGAUGGGGCUGGGCGGCGACACGCCGUCGCUGGUGUCGCAGACGGCGGCGACCUACGGCAAGGCGUUCUCCUACUGCCUCCCGCCGACCACGAGCUCGUCGGGGUUCCUCACGCUCGGCGCGCCCAGCGGCGGCACGUCGGGGUUCGCGACGACGGGGAUGCUCAGGAGCCAGCAGACCCGGACGUUCUACGGCGCGCUCCUCCAGGGCAUCAGCGUGGGCGGGAAGCUGGUCGGCGUGUCGCCCUCGGUCUUCUCCGCCGGGUCGGUGAUGGACUCCGGCACGAUCAUCACCCGGUUGCCUCCGACGGCGUACAAGGCGUUCUCGUCGGCGUUCAAGGAAGGCAUGAAGCAGUACCCGCCGGCGCCGGCCAGGGGCUUCCUGGACACGUGCUUCGACUUCGACGGCCAGGACAACGUCACGAUACCGUCCGUGGCGCUGGUGUUCGACGGCGGCGCGGUGGUGGACCUGGACGCGAACGGGAUCAUAUAUGGCAGCUGCCUGGCGUUCACGGCCACGGACGACGACGGCACCAUCGGCAUCAUCGGCAACGUGCAGCAGAGGACGCUGGAGGUGCUGUAUGACGUUGGAAAGAGCGUCUUGGGCUUCCGGGCCAACGCGUGCUGAUCAGAUGCGCAGCGCUCGCGUGGUAUAUAUGACACGGCACACGGCACACUGUAUGAAUGGCCAAGUCUAGCUAGCUAUGCUACUCUCAUGUGCUGUGUGUUGGUGUUUAUCUUGGUAGUUGCAAUGUCAACAUGAAUUGAAAUCAAAGCAGGUUCACAAGGAA
This is a messenger RNA of Lolium rigidum, 1645 nucleotides long. Its product is annotated as aspartyl protease family protein At5g10770-like. The coding region runs from base 127 to 1482 and encodes 451 amino acids. Gene Ontology annotation, molecular function: aspartic-type endopeptidase activity. The transcript has 2 exons. The record is from RefSeq and is a predicted model, not a curated record. NCBI's taxonomy places the organism in Eukaryota, Viridiplantae, Streptophyta, Magnoliopsida, Poales, Poaceae. Gene Ontology annotation, biological process: proteolysis.